Messenger RNA from Chaetura pelagica (chimney swift), 2614 nucleotides. It is a transcript of the gene PPP1R16B, whose product is annotated as protein phosphatase 1, regulatory subunit 16B. The transcript has 10 exons. Gene Ontology annotation, biological process: regulation of sprouting angiogenesis; establishment of endothelial barrier. NCBI's taxonomy places the organism in Eukaryota, Metazoa, Chordata, Aves, Apodiformes, Apodidae. Gene Ontology annotation, molecular function: protein phosphatase regulator activity; enzyme inhibitor activity; protein binding. Bases 113 to 1828 code for a protein of 571 amino acids. Gene Ontology annotation, cellular component: cytoplasm. The record is from RefSeq and is a predicted model, not a curated record.
ACCAUAUUCCUGUCGGACGCUGCAAUGGGCCCUUCCCAGCUCGGCCUCAGGAUGCUGGUAUAGCAGCAGGCACCUGCCAGCCAGAGGGCCUGCGCUGGGACGUCCUUUCCUGAUGGAUGCCCACGUGGACCUCCGGACAGAGCUGCAGCUGCUGGAUAAGGUGCCCACGCUGGAGAGGCUGCGGGCAGCCCAGAAGCGCCGGGCCCAGCAGCUGAAGAAGUGGGCCCAGUACGAGAAGGAGAUGCAGCACAAGAAGAGGAAGCAUGAAAAGAAGAGAAACGCUGUCAACAGGAAGAAAGUGUCUUUUGAAGCCAGCGUUGCUCUGCUGGAGGCUUCUCUGAGGAACGACUUGGAGGAAGUGUGUUACUUGCUGAAGAGCAAUGUCAGCCCGGAUCUGUGCAAUGAGGAUGGACUAACUGCACUGCAUCAGUGCUGCAUAGACAACUAUGAAGAGAUAGUCAAGCUUCUCCUCAACCACGGGGCCAAUGUCAAUGCGAAGGACAAUGAGCUGUGGACUCCGUUGCAUGCAGCAGCUACAUGUGGUCAUAUCAACUUGGUGAAGAUCCUCAUCCAACAUGGAGCAGACCUGUUGGCAGUAAAUGCAGAUGGCAACAUGCCAUAUGACCUCUGUGAAGAUGAGCCAACUCUGGAUGUCAUUGAGACUUGCAUGGCCUAUCAAGGAAUUACUCAGGAAAGGAUCAAUGAGAUGCGGGCUGCUCCAGAGCAGAUAAUGAUCUGUGACAUUCAUGACAUUCUUGCAACUGGACAAGACCUGAACAGGACUGAUGCCCAAGGUGCUACACUGUUGCAUAUAGCUGCAGCCAAUGGUUAUCUGCAUGCAGCUGAAGUCCUUCUUGACCAGGGGGCAAGCCUGGAUGUGAAGGACUGGGAUGGCUGGGAACCUCUUCAUGCUGCUGCUUUCUGGGGGCAGAUGCAGAUGGCUGAGUUGCUUGUGUCCCACGGGGCUAGUUUGAGUGCCAGGACAUCUUUGGAUGAGAUGCCAAUAGAUCUGUGUGAAGAGGAGGAGUUCAAGGUAUUGCUUCUGGAGUUGAAACACAAACACGAUGUGAUCAUGAAGUCUCAGAUGAGGCAUAAAUCCUCCUUGAGUAGAAGGACCUCCAGCACUGGCAGCAGGGGGAAGGUGGUGAGGAGGGCCAGCCUUUCGGACAGGACAAACCUCUACAGGAAGGAGUGUGAGAAAGAGGCCAUUGUCUGGCAGCAACUGGGGGCUGCAGAAGAAGGAAGAAAUUCAGGUCUCAUUGGAGAAAUCGGGGAGACACGGUCUGACCAGGAGAAUACAGACCCUAAUUCAGUGCUGGAGAACUCCUCCCUCCUUCCAGAGUUAGCAAACAAAAGCACCCAGUGUGACUCUGAAAUCCCCCUCCAGAAUGGACUCAUGGCAUCUGCCAGCACUUACCCCUACACCUUUUCCAACGGGGACAUCUGGAGCAUGCAGGCUGACCCGGAGAGCAACCCAGGCCACAUGCUGCCCUACAACAACCCCGGGCUCCCUGACACGCAGCAGUUCUGGGCUACCUACAAGGAGCACAACCACCAAACGCUGUCGGAACUGAAGCGGCAACGGGCGGCAGCCAAACUCCUCAACCACCCCUUCCUCAGCACCCACUUCAGCAGCGGCGUGGGAGGGGUUGCUGAGAACGGGGGUGAGGCCAAGUCGCAGCUCAUUGCAUCCAGGACUUCUCCCUACAGCUCCAAUGGGACCUCAGUGUAUUACACAGUGUCCAGUGGUGAUCCUCCCCUCUUGAAAUUCAAAGCUCCCAUGGAGGAAAUGGAAGAGAAGGUGCACGGGUGCUGCAGGAUUUCCUAGUCUCACCUGUUUCUCACCCCAGAGGAAACAAGACGAGUGUGGGCUGGUUGGAUCCAUAGCAGGGGCAAGGUUGUUUGCAUUCCAAAGGGAGAAUCUGGUUAUGGACAUCCUGACUGCAGUGGCCACGUUCAUCUUGAACUGUACUUUACCCUGCCAUUGACUUCCAUUGCAGCUGAAUGAGUGAUGCAGGUGGAGCAAGGCUCCCCAGGAGAGGAAGGGAUGCACACAGGGAUGGUGUAAAAAGAGUCGCCUUAGCCUUGCUCCCUGGGGAGGAAGGUAUGGAGCACUGCCUCCCCAGCCUUGGCAAGUCAUGAGAUGCCUUGCAAUGAAGUAAGGAUCUGAAUGAAAAUCUUUGCAUCUGAGCCUCUUGCUGUAAGUCACUAAGCUUCAGGAAGGUGACAGUUCAGACCUAAAUUCUCACUUGUGUGCAAUGCACACAUCCUGGAGGAGACAUCCACCCCCAGGUGGGGGGUUGUAAAAGUGGACAGAGCUGUUUUCCAUGCAGCUGGAUCCAGCACUAGCAGGGUCUGAGCAACAAGCAAGUGUAGGUGCUGUGCUUGCUUUAGGAAGUUUGCAAGGUGUUAUCUCCUUGCAGUGACAGCUCACCAUCACAAACUGUACUGGCUGGGUCCUGUUCUGCUCUCCUAGACUCGUCCCUGCAGACUGCCAUCAGGUUCCCAGCAGAACUUUUCCUGGAACAGACUUCACUCAACAGGCUUAAAACUGAUGUUGCAAUACGGGGCCCUGGCAAUAGAACUUCACUGCAAUAAAAUACUGACAAAGGUC